Messenger RNA from Acanthoscelides obtectus, 4500 nucleotides. NCBI's taxonomy places the organism in Eukaryota, Metazoa, Arthropoda, Insecta, Coleoptera, Chrysomelidae. The record is from the annotation of a GenBank genome assembly.
CGUAGAAUCAUCCAAAAACAAUAACAAAAGAAGACGUGAUUCUAGUCGCAAAUAAUACAUACUUAUAAAACGUCUUGGCUGUUGAUGGAUUUAGUUUAGCCCAGUGCAAUGUGGUGUGCACAUUGUUUCAUACUAUGUUGGGUGGUUGGGUUCAUAGCGGCGGCCAGUGCAAAACAUGAUGGCACAAAUCUAAACCUGGAAAAAGUCUUCCGCACACCAAAAGAUUACUCGAAAGUGAACUUUGACCAUUUCGAACUCGUUGAGAGAAAUAACUUUGCUGAAGACCUCGGCUCCGAAGCUCCAAAAGGUGAAACAAAAGAUGUCAAACAAUGCACCAGCGAGAAACCAGAACAGAAGGCGAAAUGCACAGCUAAUGCAAAUGCAAAGAUAACUCUUAGAUUUGGAGAUCAUCACCGAUGUGAUGAUAAGCAUUACUACUACGGCCCUCCACCACAUAGCAUCGUACCUCUUCCCAGUGUGGAACGGUUCUUCCAUCCGUACAUUUCUCAUCCAGGGGGAGCGUUCCCAAUUUUCUAUCCGGGUUACCAGGAGGUUCAGGAAGAGCCCAUUCAAUACAAGCAGGCCAAGGUUUAUGAUGAUCAAAUCUUCACCAAAUAUCCCUCUCCAAAAUCAGGACAAUAUUUCCCAAAGAAACGCAAAGCUCCAGAACCAGACAGAUACGUUGGACAAAUGGCAAAUUCAAACUCUAAGGAUGUCAAUGUCUUGCACGUUGGCAAAAAAGCUACAAUACCACACGAAAUAAUGUGCACAGAUCCUUGUAAAGUAGAGAGAACAGCCCUAGGUGGAAUUCCAGAUGUUAUAGUACAGAAAGUCUAUCCCAUUAGAGAAGAUCGGACUGUCACUGAAAACGCACAACCUCAAUACACAGAUAUUCAACUGCUUUCAAAUGAUAUUUUCAUCAAAACUCACCCAAAACUACUGAAGGCUUGGCUGGUUAAGACUAAAGACCUUUCCAGUAAACAACUAGAAGAAUUAACUAACGCCACUAACAGUAUUUACGACGAGGCAUUGAAGAAAAUCGGUGCGUUAUUGUUGCAAUUACGAAAUGGACAGGAAGAACAUGAAAACUAUGAUCCAGAUAUGCAGAAAUGGUUAAAUGCCUCUCUGGUACCUUACAGAUGUCGAGGUUGUAACUGUGAGAGAAAGCUGCUAGUCUCUUAUCCAAUAAAUGGAGAAUCCUCAGAUUUGAAGUUUGUGAGCUCUGAGGAUGCUGGUCUUUGUUCUUGUAAGCCCUGCUUUUGCGGAGAUUGUUUUAGAGACCCUAGCAUACCAUUUGGUAAGAGGUUUCAACCUGACGAGGAUAUGCUGCAUAAGAUAACGAAUGAAAAUGAGCAGAAUGUACUGUCUUCAAUGGAUACUUUGAAGCACCCGAAGGCAAAAGCGAUGCUGCACACUAAAGAGAUAGAAGGUGUUAAAAUUAAAUAUAUGGGUAACGAACUAGAUAAGAUACAAAAAGAAAUUGUUGAGCAAGUGCUGAAAAACACGGAAGAUAUGAAAGAAAACGAUGGUAAGCCUGAAGAGACGAAACAAUUAGAAAAAAAUAUUGUUAAGCGUGAAACUGACCAAAAAAGAGAUAAGACAGAUGCUGCCAAGCUAGGUGCUACCGAACCAACUCCCAAGAAGUUUGUACCUGGAAGCGACCAAAUUAUCCAAUCUGAUACACCUGAACUAGUCAAGCAUCUGGCCAAACGUGACGAUAAACCUGUUAGAAGAGCUUGUUACAAAAGGAAUAAAGGGAAACCGUCCAAAGUAGCUGCAAAUAAGUUGACUCCUGAAUCUGAUGCACCUCAAUUGGACAAUGCUCUCACCAAGCAUGGAGAAGGAGACCCAAAAGGAAUAGAGGAGAAGAGGGAUGAAGCAGAAAUUGCUACGCUAGCUGCUACAGAGCCAACUCCUGAAAAAAUUGUACCAGGAAGUGACCAGAUCAACCAAUCUGAUACACCGCAGCUGGACAAGUACCUUGAAAACCGUGAAGAUGGAUCUAAACGAGAUAAAGCAGAGGUUGCCCAGCUAACUGCCACAGAACCAACGCCGAAGGAGCUUGUACCUGGAAGCGACCAAAUUAACCAGUCAGAUGCGCCUCAGCUAGAGAAGCACUCGAACAAACGUGACGAUAAGCCUGUUAGAAGAACUUUUCACAAAAGGAAUAAAGCGAAACCGUCCAAAGUGACUGCGAAUAAGUUGACUCCUGAAUCUGAUGCACCUGAAUUGGACGAUACUAUCACCAAACUAGAAGAAGGAUCUUCAAAAGAAGUGCAGCAUAAAAGAGAUGAGGUGGAAGUUGCUCUGCUAGCCGCUACAGAACCAACUCCUAAAAAGUUUGUUAAAGGAAGUGACGAGAUCAACCAAUCUGAUACACCUCAGCUGGACAAGCAUCUUACCAAACGUGAAGAUGGAUUUGAGAGAAAUACAGCAGAAAUUGCCAAGCUAGCUGCUACAGAACCAACUCCAAGUAAGUUUGCACCAGUAAGCGCUAAAAUCAAUAAGUCCGACGCACCUCAGCUGGAUGAACAUGCUGCCAAGCGCGAAGCUCAUCUGAAGAGAGAUACAGCAGAAGUUGUCAAAUUAGCUGCUACAGAUCCAACUCUAAAGAAGUUUGUAUCAGGAAGUGACAAGAUCAACCGAUCUGAUGCACCUCAGCUAGACAAACAUGCUGACAAACGUGAAGAUGGAUCUAAAAGAGAUAAAGCCGAAGUUGCAGAGCUAGCUGCUACAGAACCAACUCCAAAUAAGUUUGUGCCAGGAAGUGACAAGAUCAAUCAGUCUGAUGCACCUCAAUUGGACAAACAUGUUACCAAACGUGAAGCUGAGCUUAAGCGAGAUGAAACAGAAGUUGCCAAGCUAGCUGCUACAGAACCGACUCCAAAGAAGUUUGUAUCAGGAAGUGACAAGAUCAACCAGUCUGAUGCACCUCAAUUGGACAAACAUGUUACCAAACGUGAAGCUGAGCUUAAUAGAGAUGAAACAGAAGUUGCCAGGCUAGCUGCUACAGAACCAACACCAAAUAAGUUUGUACCAGGAAGUGUCAAGAUCAACCGAUCUGAUGCACCUCAAUUGGACAAACAUGUUGCCAAACGUGAAGCUGAGCUUAAGAGAGAUGAAACAGAAGUUGCCAAGCUAGCUGCUACAGAACCGACUCCAAAGAAGUUUGUACCAGGAAGUGACAAGAUCAAUCAGUCUGAUGCACCUCAAUUGGACAAAAAUGUUGCCAAACGUGAAGCUGAGCUUAAGAGAGAUGAAACAGAAGUUGCCGAGCUAGCUGCUACAGAACCAACACCAAAGAAGUUUGUACCAGGAAGUGACAAGAUCAACCAAUCUGAUGCACCUCAGUUGGACAAACAUGUUGCUAAACGUGAAGCUGAGCUUAAGAGAGAUGAAACAGAAGUUGCCAAGCUAGCUGCUACAGAACCAACUCCAAAGAAUUUUGUACCAGGAAGUGACAAGAUCAACCAAUCUGAUGCACCUCAGUUGGACAAACAUGUUGCCAAACGUAAAGCUGAGCUUAAGAGAGAUGAAACAGAAGUUGCCGAGCUAGCUGCUACAGAACCAACACCAAAGAAGUUUGUACCAGGAAGUGACAAGAUCAACCAAUCUGAUGCACCUCAGUUGGACAAACAUGUUGCCAAACGUGAAGCUGAGCUUAAGACAGAUGAAACAGAAGUUGCCAAGCUAGCUGCUACAGAACCAACACCAAAGAAGUUUGUACCAGGAAGUGACAAGAUCAAUCAGUCUGAUGCACCUCAAUUGGACAAACAUGUUACCAAACGUGAAGCUGAGCUUAGGAGAGAUGAAACAGAAGUUGCCAAGCUAGCUGCUACAGAACCGACUCCAAAGAAGUUUGUACCAGGAAAUGACAAGAUCAAUCAGUCUGAUGCACCUCAAUUGGACAAAAAUGUUGCCAAACGUGAAGCUGAGCUUAAGAGAGAUGAAACAGAAGUUGCCGAGCUAGCUGCUACAGAACCAACACCAAAGAAGUUUGUACCAGGAAGUGACAAGAUCAACCAAUCUGAUGCACCUCAGUUGGACAAACAUGUUGCUAAACGUGAAGCUGAGCUUAAGAGAGAUGAAACAGAAGUUGCCAAGCUAGCUGCUACAGAACCAACACCAAAGAAGUUUGUACCAGGAAGUGACAAGGUCAACCAAUCUGAUGCACCUCAGUUAGACAAACAUGUUACCAAACGUGAAGCUGAGCUUAAGCGAGAUAAAACAGACGCUGCCAAGCUAGCUGCUACAGAACCAACUCCAAAGGAGUUCGUACCAAGAAGUGACCAGAUCAACCAAUCGGAUGCAACUCAACCAGAUGAGCAUGUCGCCAAACGUGGAGGAAAAUAUGAUGAGGUACCAAGUAAAGUCUUCUGGCCAAGCUAAGAUGGGCUCUCGAUUUUUUGUGAUAUUCUGAUAUAAUUUUAGCAUGGACAGUCACAUGUAUGAUUUCCUUUGAUGCUCGUUUUUAUCUUUAGAAAUGUGAGAAUCGAUAGA